This is a messenger RNA of Parnassius apollo (apollo), 327 nucleotides long. Lineage: Eukaryota; Metazoa; Arthropoda; Insecta; Lepidoptera; Papilionidae. The record is from the annotation of a GenBank genome assembly.
AUGGAAGGUGCAAUAUUGAGCGCCCAAAGCAAUAACAGAUUCCGUACGCAUCUUAAAAACGCCGCCAGUGCUUUAUGCGCCAGAACUCUGCCCAAGCAGAGAUGCAGCGAGGCAUCGGCAAGUUCGUCCCGCCACCAUACCUAUCCGCGUGCCACUCCGCCCAAACGUGCGUCGAUCUCCUGCCGUAUGGAACCACUACUAUGCGACAUUCCCCAUAAUGCUAACUACCAACAACCUGAUGUUAUACCAAGUAAAGUGGCGGACACGAACAAACACAACACCACACCUAAUGGCAUGGUCAAAUUAAAGGGGGCAUUAGCCAGGUAA